Molecule: messenger RNA, 2189 nt
Organism: Chilo suppressalis (striped riceborer)
Lineage: Eukaryota; Metazoa; Arthropoda; Insecta; Lepidoptera; Crambidae
Source: the annotation of a GenBank genome assembly
CGCUGAUUAUGGCGGACGCGUACGAAAGAGCGCUACAGAGCACGCUGUGCGACAUCGCCGCGAAACAUUAUGAAGAGUAUCGUCUGGAGUUCUCGCCCGUGUAUACGGCCGGUGCUGGCUACACGUCGCAGCUGUACCGCGGCAGGAUCAUAGCACCUAACAAAGAAGACAUCAAAUUCUUCGUCAAAGUCGCUGCUCUAGGAACGGAAGCCCGCACGGUGCUACCGACAUCUAUCUAUUUCACAGAGCAAUACGUUUACAAGAGACUAGCUGAAAUAUACAAAAAUAUAGAGGACAAGCAUAAAGUGCCUCUGGAACACAGAUUUGUGUUCCCUAUUGUGUAUGGAUAUAGUGACACAGAGCUGGAGGAAGUCAUAGUGCUGCAAGAUUUGGCCGCAGAAGGAUUCACCGUACAAGAUAGAUUUACUUCUUUCGAUUGGCAUUACGCGUCAGCUGCGGUGCAGCAAAUCGCUCGUUUCCACGCCCUUUCGAUUGCUAUGCAACAUGAUUUCCCUGAAGACUAUAAGGAGGUCUCAGAAACAUUCAAGUUUAGGAAGUCUAAAGAUCAAUCAAUGUUUAAUAUGGUGCAACAAACGGCGAAUAAUUCCAUUGGACUCAUCAAGCCGGAGUACAGAGAGAGAGUAGAAAAGUAUUUAGAAGAAUAUUUACCGAAAGCUAUGGCAACUUAUUACGAUAUACCACCGAGACCAGUGCUGAAUCACGGAGACUUUAGGAUGAGCAAUAUAAUGCAUAGAAAACGUCAGGACGGGAGCGUCGAAGCGAUCUUGAUAGAUUACCAAAUCUUGCAUAUAUCGUCGUGCGUCAAGGACCUAAUGUUCUUUAUCUUCACUGGGUCGGACGCGGAGUUCCGCAGGCAUCAUUAUCAGCAGCUUCUUCAGCAUUACUACAACGAGCUCCGCUGUGCGCUCACCACACUCGAUCUGCAUCCUGACAAAGUGUUCCCUAAAGAAGAGUUUGAUGCAGAUUUGAAAGAGAACCAGCACCUCGGACUGCUGUUCGCACUGCACGCGUUGCCGGUGGUGAUGGUGGCAGAAGAGAAGGCGCCGGCGCCGAGCGAGGUGCUCGGCAUGGAGAACUUUAUGCAGAUCGAAGCCACGCAACUGUGCAAGGACCGCCUCAAUGAGGUCGUCGAGGACUUCAUAGCUUUGGGAGUCAUAUGAUGACAGACUAAAUAUUUUCCGCUAGAUAUUGAAGACUUUUUCAUAGGUAGGUACAAGUGAAGACUGAUAUGAUUUUUAUUUCUUGUUCACGUAGAACUCCAGUCUUGCUGCUCCCACCGAUCAGGGCCCGAUUUAGAGGUGUGGAGGCCCCUAAAUCAGGGCCACUUAAUGAUUUGCAAUCAAAAACUAUUAACACAAAUGGUUUCUUUAUUCACAUAAUCGAAACAUUUAUCGAUUUAAAUUCACGUCUUGGUAACAAUAAUUGGGGGCUCGCGACGUUACUAAUACGUAAAAAUUAUUACUUUAUGGAUAAAGAACAUUUACCCCUUACUCCUACAGAUGAUACUCAACUCUACCCGGAGACAUCAAAAACUCGUUUGAUUAGUUAACAGUAGGUACAUUAAUGCAGUGGCCAGCAUGAGGGAUUGAUGAACGAACAUUAUAAAUGUAGGCAGACGCACAGAUGCGCAAGUCCAUCAAUUCCGUCGUAGCACAGGCUUGUAUAAUCUUAGUACUUUUCUCAAAUAACACGGAAAAUAAAUUUACUAUGAAUAUAUUUGGCCGCUGGACACGACUGAUAUGGAUAUUCAUACAACUUUUGCUGACAUGUAUGUAGCCAAUACAUCAAUUUCGAUAUAAUAUCUCUACUCACAUUUCCAAGCAUAUUUGAGAAAAUUUACCAACUCCGAGUAUUGGUCGUGAGAAAUGUACCUAACUGAGCAUGAACGUAUGUUAUUUACAUUAAGCAAAAUAAAAGAUUAUUGUUAAGAUGUUAUUGUUUUAUUGUUCAAUCCUCCUCCUCGUCGUUGGUGGCGCCGCCAGCCUGGCCCUUGCGCAGGUUCUUCCUCUUGACGCGGCCCGGCCGGCCGCCGCCGAACGGAGACUUCAGCGAGAAGUCAAUACGCGCCUUCUCGAACGGACGACGAGGCGUCACGUAUGUUUUGGAGAAUACCGAAGGUACUCUGUUGUUCACCAUCUUGGCGAGCUGAUACAGUAUUGUACGUCAGU